GAGCGGGUGUGAGCUCAGCUGGGCGCAGAAGGUACCGGUGGCUGCAGGAGUUCCUGGAGGGACCCCAAGACUCGUGAGCAGGGACCCGCAGUGCGGGUUAUGCUGGGGGCUACGAUCCCUGCGGAUAAUCGGACCAUCGGGACAGCGCCAUGGGGGAUUUUCAGGAGGAGUACGAAGAGGGGCUGGAAGAGAUCCUAGAGCAGGAGGAGUAUGAAGAUCCAGGUGUCCCCGUACCCCAGGUGGAGGAGCCAGAAGCUCUCUUCACCGAGCCAACAGCCACAGACUACCACCAAACCACUUCCCAACCGGGCACCCACGAGGUCUACGUGGAGCUGCACGAACUCGUGAUGGACGAGAAGAACCAGGAGCUGCAAUGGAUGGAGGCCGCGCGCUGGGUGCGGCUGGAGGAGAACCUGGGGGCGGAUGGGGCCUGGGGCCGCCCGCACCUGUCCUACCUCACCUUCUGGAGCCUCCUGGAGCUGCAGAGAGCCUUCACCAAGGGGACUGUCCUCCUGAAUCUGCCGGAGACCUCCCUGGCUGGGGUGGCCAACCAGCUGCUGGACCAGUUCAUCUACGAGGAGCAGAUCCGGCCUCAGGACCGAGACGAGCUGCUCCGGGUCCUGCUGCUCAAACACAGCCAUGCUGGAGACCUAGAGGACCUGGGGGGUGUGAAGCCCACAGUUGUGACACGUUCCGGGGAGCCCUCACAGCCUCUGCUCCCCCAACACCCCUCGCUGGAGAUUCAGCUAUUCUGUGAACAGAGAGAGGGGGGCACAGCAGGCCACUCCCCAUCGGGAAUUUUGGAAAAGAUCCCCCCGGAUUCCGAGGCCACCCUGGUGCUAGUGGGCCGUGCCUCCUUCCUGGAGCGGCCCGUGCUGGGCUUCGUGCGGCUGCAGGAGGCCGUGGAGCUGGUGGACGCGGUGCAGCUGCACGUGCCCGUGCGCUUCCUCCUUGUGCUGCUGGGACCCGAGGCCUCUCACAUCGACUACACCCAGCUCGGCCGGGCGGCUGCUAUCCUCAUGUCUGAGAGAGUGUUCCGCAUGGAUGCGUACCUGGCCCAGAGCCGGCAAGAGCUGGUGCACUCCCUGGAGGGCUUCCUGGACUGCAGCCUGGUGCUGCCUCCCACGGACGCCCCCUCAGAGCAGGCCCUGCUCAGUCUGGUGCCUGUGCAGAAGGAGCUACUGCGAAGACGCUACCUGCCCAGCUCUGCCAGGCCAGACCCCAGAUUCUACAAAGGCCUAGAUUUAAAUGGGGGUCCAGGGGUCCCUGGUGGCCCGGAUGACCCUCUGCAACGAACAGGCAUGCUCUUCGGGGGCCUGGUGCGUGACAUAAAGCGCCGCUACCCUCGCUACUUGAGUGACAUCACGGAUGCACUCAGCCCCCAGGUCCUGGCUGCCGUCAUCUUCAUCUACUUUGCCGCCCUGUCACCUGCCGUCACCUUUGGCGGCCUCCUGGGAGAGAAGACCCAGAACCAGAUGGGGGUGUCGGAGCUGCUCAUCUCCACGGCGGCGCAGGGCAUCCUCUUCGCGCUGCUGGCGGCUCAGCCCUUGCUGGUGGUUGGCUUCUCAGGGCCCCUGCUCGUGUUCGAGGAAGCCUUCUUCUCGUUCUGCGACAGCAACGGCCUGGAGUACCUCGUGGGUCGUGUGUGGAUCGGCAUGUGGCUCAUCCUGCUGGUGGUGCUGGUGGUGGCCUUCGAGGGCAGCUUCCUGGUCCGCUUCAUCUCCCGCUACACCCAGGAGAUCUUCUCCUUCCUCAUCUCCCUCAUCUUCAUCUACGAGACGUUCUUCAAACUGGUCAAGAUCUUCCAGAGCCACCCACUGCAGAAGCAUUACAAAUACAAUGUGACGAUAGACCCUAAGCCUCAGGACCCCCUGCCCAACACAGCCCUCCUCUCCCUUGUGCUCAUGGCCGGCACCUUCUUCUUAGCCAUGACGCUGCGCAAGUUCAAGAACAGCUCCUACUUCCCUGGCAAGCUGCGACGGGUCAUCGGGGACUUCGGGGUUCCCAUCUCCAUCCUGAUCAUGGUCAUGGUGGAUUCUUUCAUCCAGGAUACCUACACCCAGAAACUCAGCGUGCCUUCGGGCCUCAAAGUCUCCAACUCCUCGGCCCGGGGCUGGAUCAUCCACCCUCUGGGCUUGUAUUCCCACUUCCCCAUCUGGAUGAUGUUCGCCUCCGCUCUGCCCGCACUGCUGGUCUUCAUCCUCAUCUUCCUUGAGUCCCAGAUCACCACGCUGAUCAUCAGCAAACCAGAGCGCAAGCUGGUCAAGGGCUCCGGCUUCCACCUGGACCUGCUGCUGGUCAUGGGCAUGGGCGGGCUGGCCACUCUCUUCGGGAUGCCCUGGCUCAGCGCCACCACCGUGCGUUCCGUCACCCACGCCAACGCCCUCACCGUCAUGGGCAAGGCCAGUGCCCCCGGGGCUGCAGCCCAGAUCCAGGAGGUCAAGGAGCAGCGGAUCAGCGGGCUCCUGGUCUCUGUGCUUGUGGGCCUGUCCAUCCUCAUGGGGCCCAUCCUGUCCCACAUCCCCCUGGCUGUGCUGUUCGGCAUCUUCCUCUACAUGGGGGUCACCUCCCUCAGCGGCAUCCAGCUCUUUGACCGCAUCUUGCUGCUCUUCAAGCCGCCCAAGUACCACCCGGAUGUGCCCUACGUCAAGCGGGUAAAGACCUGGCGCAUGCACCUGUUCACCGGCAUCCAGAUCCUCUGCCUGGCAGGGCUGUGGGCAGUGAAAUCCUUCCCGACCACCUCGCUGGCCCUGCCCUUCGUCCUCAUCCUCACGGUGCCCCUGCGGCGGCUCCUGCUGCCACUCAUCUUCCGGAACCUGGAGCUCCAGUGUCUGGACGCUGACGACGCCAAGCCAAGCCUUGAUGAGGAGGAAGGUCGGGAUGAAUAUGACGAGGUGCCCAUGCCUGUGUGAGAGGAGGGCCCAGGCCCCAGCCCUCUCCCCCACUCCACUGCUCCACGUUCUCCGGAAAAGCGGAAGUUCAAGGGCACCUCAUGGACUCCCAGGUCCCUCCUGGGGCAGCAGCUGAGGCCCUGAGGCUGUGGGUGGGGGAAGGAAGGGGUGUCUAGAAAACCUUCUAUGAUGUCUAGACUGACUUUUUUUUUUUUUUUGGGCUGGAAAUGGCCAGUGGAGGCCACAUUAGGGCAUCCACUGUGCAGCCCCUCCUGCUGCCCCGCUCCGCAUGGGGAUACCCUGCUGGGAGACUUAGAUCUGCACAGACUGGGGCAAUAGUGAGGGAGGGAGUGGGGAGGGUGGGUUCAAGUUUCAGCUUGCCAUGUGACCUUGGGCGAGUCCUUAACCUCUCCAGCCUCUGCUUUUUCUCCUGUAAAAUGGGUAUAUUGAUCAUAAAACCCACAUUACAGGAUGGUUACUGAGGACCAAAGAUAAAUGUGAACAAAGGGCUUGGUAAAC
Myotis davidii is the source of this 3410-nucleotide messenger RNA. RefSeq names its product solute carrier family 4 (anion exchanger), member 1 (Diego blood group) (gene SLC4A1). Gene Ontology annotation, molecular function: bicarbonate transmembrane transporter activity; monoatomic anion transmembrane transporter activity; solute:inorganic anion antiporter activity. The transcript has 21 exons. Gene Ontology annotation, cellular component: basolateral plasma membrane; plasma membrane. Gene Ontology annotation, biological process: monoatomic anion transport; transmembrane transport; bicarbonate transport. The record is from RefSeq and is a predicted model, not a curated record. Bases 150 to 2912 code for a protein of 920 amino acids. NCBI's taxonomy places the organism in Eukaryota, Metazoa, Chordata, Mammalia, Chiroptera, Vespertilionidae.